Molecule: messenger RNA, 1443 nt
Organism: Erigeron canadensis
Lineage: Eukaryota; Viridiplantae; Streptophyta; Magnoliopsida; Asterales; Asteraceae
Exons: 1
Coding region: 1-1443 (480 amino acids)
Molecular function (GO): zinc ion binding; nucleic acid binding
Source: RefSeq, a predicted model, not a curated record
AUGUUAAGAAAUAGUGGAAAAAGGUGGUGGGAUGGGUUGUUGGCUAUUAAGAAGAGGGCACUAGAUAAUGUUGAGUGGCCCGAAUUUAAAAACAUGUUUUUCAAAGAAUUUCGAUCGGAGGCCGAGGUAACUAAGUUGAGGAGUGAAUUCCUCAAUGAUUGUCAAGGCAACAUGAGCUUGAACGAAUUUCGAGCCCAAUUAUUAGACAAAGCUCAAUUUUGUCCGGAGUUUCUUGAAAAUGACCAAUUGCUCAAGGAGCAAUUUUAUUUGAAGUUGAGAAAGAAUCUUCGGGAGAAGAUUAGCUUGCGUCAAAUGGAGUCUUUCUCCAUGUUGGCGGAUGUGUCCCGGGAUCAUGAAAUUGAAAUGUCUAGGUUCGACGAAGGUGUUUUGAAAAGAAGGUAUGAAGAUGUAAAUUCUCCAAGCAAGCGGCCUAGACAAGAGGGUAGUUCCGGGAACCACCCAAAUAAAAGAAAUGUCCCAUUUUGUCGUCAAUGCAAGAAGAAUCAUUCGGGGGUUUGUAGAGCGGCGGACAAGGGUUGUUACACUUGUGGGAAGCCGGGGCACACUAGUCGGGAAUGUAGGUCUAAACCUCAAAGACCCAUUAUAUACUUUAAGUGCUUUGAAGAGGGCCACAUGAGAAGCUCAUGCCCAAAAUUGACGGAGGAGGAGAGGUUAGAAGAAAGAAGAAGGGAGGCGGAGAGGAAGAAUGCCCAAACACAUGGGAAUCAAAGAGGAAGAUCCAUUCAACUCUCCGUGGAACAAGCAAGAAACACCGAUGAUGUUGUCACAGGUACAUUCCUUGUAUAUAAUGUGCCUAUGCGUAUUCUUUUUGAUUUGGGAGCGAAUAGAUCAUUUGUUGCUAUUAGAAUGAUUCAUGUUAUUCCCGUGUCUAAGUCAUGUUUAGAAAAUGCUUUGCAAGUUGAGGUUGGUAAUGGUAGGAUGGAAUUAGUAAAGGAGGUGUAUAGAGGGUGUGAGAUAAAAAUUUCUUUGGAACUCUUCCAAGCCAAUUUAAUUCCUUUUCCGAUGGGAGAGUUUGAUAUAAUCUUGGGUAUGGAUUGGUUGAGCUCAUGUAGUGCAAAAAUCGCUUGUGAUGAAAAAGCCGUAUAUCUAAAAACUUCCAAAGGGGAUGACUUGGUGGUUUAUGGUGAUAGGAAGGAACGUUCUAUACCCGUGUGCACUUUUGCUCGUGCCAAACGUUACAUAGCCCUUGGAUGUCACGCUUAUCUUGCUCACAUCAUUGAUGUUAAGAAGAGACCUCUUUCUAUCGAAGACAUCCCCAUUGUUAAAGAUUUCGUCGAUGUUUUCCCCGAAGACUUGUCGGGCAUUCCUCCCGAACGGCAAGUUGAAUUCUCCAUUGAUCUCAUCCCGGGGGCUAACCCCAUUGCUAAAGCUCCUUACCAGUUGGCUCCAACGGAAAUGCAAGAGAUGAUGAAACAACUCUAA